Molecule: messenger RNA, 438 nt
Organism: Botrytis porri
Lineage: Eukaryota; Fungi; Ascomycota; Leotiomycetes; Helotiales; Sclerotiniaceae
Exons: 3
Coding region: 1-438 (145 amino acids)
Source: RefSeq, a predicted model, not a curated record
AUGAGAAUUUUCUCUUCAAUUGGAACUGCAUCAUUCGGUGCAUUAGCCAUCGCUAAUCCUCUUAUUCCUGUUGUUUCAUCGAGAGAUACCUCCAUUCCUCAAUCAUCAUCUGUUGUCCCCAGUUACACAGUCCUCAACAGUUACUGUCUAUCCGCGGGCCCUAAUGCUUACGUCGGAGUUCAAUAUGAUAAUGAUGUAAUAACCUCCUAUAAUUUUGGGGAAUGCUAUCCAUACGUUGUAAAUGGUAGUACCGCAUUGGCAGCCGUUUUUUGCAAGAGUGUCAUCUGUACGAACUGCUCCGGCGAUGAUUGUACCGACCCUAACAUUGUCCUCACAGUUCCAAGAAGUUUAAUUUUGGUCAAUCCAGCGGGAGUUGUAACAACAGUGUUAGGAAAAGGCGCAAUUUGUCAAGAACUCCCACUUGACUUGCCAGUUUAA